Molecule: messenger RNA, 1013 nt
Organism: Panicum virgatum (switchgrass)
Lineage: Eukaryota; Viridiplantae; Streptophyta; Magnoliopsida; Poales; Poaceae
Exons: 5
Coding region: 184-759 (191 amino acids)
Biological process (GO): maturation of 5.8S rRNA
Source: RefSeq, a predicted model, not a curated record
CUGGGUCCCACACUUCAUUCUCUGCCGUCGAGGUAAGCGGGUUCGGCACGCAGCCGCAUACCAUCUGGGUCCCCCUGGUUAUUCUCGUGCUCCGCCUCGCCGACGGCUCCGCAACGCCGCGAGCCCACUAAACCCUAACCCUAGAGGGAGUGUGGAGGAAUCGAACCGCCGGCGGCGGCGGCGAUGGCGGCUAAGCGGGAGAUAUCGAGUACCUUGAGGAAUCUAAAGUUUAUGCAGCGCGGCGCGGCUGCGCAGAAGGUGGAGGAGAAGGCCAAGGUGGAGGUGCAGGAGGAGGUGGUGGCGGCGGCGCCGAGUGGAGUAUUCGGCUCGUCGGCUCAGGUCGCUAGGAAGUGCAUAGUUAUCAUGGAGGGCAAUCCACAUCCAGGUGCUGUCAAGGGUCGAAUGUCAUUCCAAAAUUUCAAUCCAUCCAUUGAUAAACUAAAUGAAGAGGCCAGAGGUGAUGGUGAAUCAAAAUCCGCUUCGCCUAGCAAUCAUCAUCAAGAUAGUGCAAACUCUAGCAGAGGGGAUGAUGUACCAGGAUCAAGAUUUAGAGGUUUUGACAUUGACAGUUCAGAAAGCAUAUCUCUGAAUGAACUGAAGAGGAAACAGCCUGAACUUGAUAUGGAAACACCCUCUGAUACCCCACAAAAGACCAAUGUUGAUGGUAGGUCGUCUUCACAAAGCAACGGCCGUGGAUCGCACAAGUCAAACAAGCGUGAAAAAAAGUACGACUUCAAUCAUCUCAGACAAAAGAAAUAAAAAUGAGAUUCCAGUUACCAUGACCAUGACUAGCUCUUGUACCCCCAUUUGUAGUUGUACUGGGUUGGCCAUUUGCCCUGUUCUGUGGAUUAUAUCUAGAGAUCUGGAAACCGUGCUGUUUCGUGCCUGUUCUUAACUAGUGAGGCCUGAGAUACUUAUCAUUAUCUUUCUGGUGAUGUAUUUGUUUUACUACACUACUCUGUUGUAAGAUGAGUUGCAGCAGCAGCAAGGAAUACAAUUUUGCCUUUUUUUUU